GACAGGGCUUGGUGAAGGCGGGGCCGUGGGGAAGGAUCCUUGCGCUGUAAUUGCGUGGGGAGGGGUGGGUGCCUGUCACCACCUACACGCAAUUCCGGUCCUUUCUAACGAGGCCCUUUCUUGCUUGCACUCACCCCCGCGUGGCCCCGGAAUUUGCGCACGACCUGCCCCGAUGCCACAUCCCACAGCACCACUGCCUUGUCCCCGCCGCCGGAGCAGAGACUGCUGUUGUCAAAGGAGCUAGAGAGCAGAGCAGGGAAGAUCAGCGUCUACCUCUGGCCCCGGCCUCAGCGCCUCGGUCCCGCUCUGGCCCCCGGCUCACCCUGCCGCGUCCAGCACCUCGUAGCCGUGGCCGCUGUACGUCCGCAGUAGCGUCCCUCGCAGCGGGCUCCACAGCUUCAGGGUCUUGUCGCUGCCGCAAGUCAGACAGUAAUUGCCAUCCACUGGGGAACACCACGAGGGGGUUACUGGGCCGCCGACUUCAGGAGGCGGAGGUAGGACCCGGAAUGACGAUAAGGGCGCUCACCAUUAAAUCGCACGGCUCGCACCGCCCUCUGCCCGCAGUCCAACGUCUUCAACAGCUUCCGAGGCAGCUCCGGGGCCCGCGGUUUUGGCUCCGGGAAAGCCAUUGCUCCGCACUCCCUUCCUCACCACCGUACAGUAGCCUGCACUGGGGCUUUCUGCCCUGGGAACCCACGCUUUGGUGUAACCUUAUUAUUGUCCUCCAUAGUCUACUUCCUAUUUCUCACUUCCGGGUUCAACGUUUAGGCUUUUUGGAGAAAGCGCUGGAAACACUGAAGCUUGUUUCCAGCGUCUCGGUUUCUUUCCCCACGUCCUGUUUUCUUGGAACAUUUUUGGCUUCUUCGAAUUCUCUGUCCCCUGGAUGGGGGGAGUUCCAGCUCCCGCCGGCAGGAACGGAAGCGCGAGGGCUGAGGGUGUUACUCUAAAAGCCAUCCUCCGUUUCCCUGCUGGAAGCCGCCGGAAGCUGAGACUCCCGCAGCGGAAGAGGCGCGACUCGCUAUGUCCGCGAACAAUAUGUCGGACCCACGGAGGCCCAACAAAGUGCUGAGGUACAAGCCCCCGCCGAGCGAGUGUAACCCAGCCUUGGAUGACCCAACACCAGACUACAUGAACCUGCUCGGCAUGAUCUUCAGCAUGUGUGGCCUCAUGCUCAAGCUGAAGUGGUGUGCUUGGGUCGCUGUCUACUGCUCCUUCAUCAGCUUUGCCAACUCCCGGAGCUCUGAGGACACUAAGCAGAUGAUGAGUAGCUUCAUGCUGUCCAUCUCUGCCGUGGUGAUGUCAUAUCUGCAGAACCCUCAGCCCAUGACGCCCCCCUGGUGAUGUCAGCCUAGAGGGGUCACAUCCCGGACCCCUCUAUCUACCUUACGCCCUAGGCCUGGCCCAUGGCUGCUCAGCCUCCUGCCCUCAGCUGCAGUCCUGGGCUUCCCUGGGUGAGGUAGUCUUGGGGCCUGCAGCUGGAUGGAGGGAACCUGGCCCUGUCCUUGGGAUCCCACUUCGCUGGAGCAGAGAGGGGAAUCUCCUGGGUCUACCCCUCCUGCCUUCCUUCCCCACCCUGCCUGCUGUUGGGGGAGAUACUAUCCGUGUUUCUAGGUGUAUCCACUUAUUUUCUUGUUGAAACCAGUUAAUAAUAAAUUUUUGCAUUCUGGU
Molecule: messenger RNA, 1668 nt
Organism: Lagenorhynchus albirostris (white-beaked dolphin)
Lineage: Eukaryota; Metazoa; Chordata; Mammalia; Artiodactyla; Delphinidae
Gene: WDR83OS
Product: WD repeat domain 83 opposite strand
Exons: 4
Coding region: 1021-1341 (106 amino acids)
Biological process (GO): protein insertion into ER membrane
Cellular component (GO): endoplasmic reticulum membrane
Molecular function (GO): protein folding chaperone
Source: RefSeq, a predicted model, not a curated record